GCCCCCAGCCAAGGGGAUCCCAACAUUCAGCAUCAGGAGCGAUCGGCAAUUUAACCCUAUCGCGACCGUCGCAACUGAAAAAACACAAUUGCGUGUCUGGGGUUCUCCGGUUCAGAUCUUUGCAGGAAGGAAGGAAGGAUAAAAAAAUGUCAAAUAACUGCGUGAUUGAAGCUAUGUUCCUUUGUGUGACUGCAACACAUGUAAAUACAGCAUCUGUAUCAAAAGUAGCUAGUCCAUUGCCUGUGCUUCAAUCAAAUGCCAGAUCUCCAAAAUGCAAGGGAUCGCCUUUCUCAUUUUAUAUUAUUCAAAAAAUGCUUGAAAGAACGAAGAGAGGAAAACUAAAAAGAAAAAGACUGACCAAAACUUACAUUGGAUCUCCAAGUAAUUUCAAACAUCUGUGUCACAUUGGAUGGAGCCCCCAAACAGAUUUUGUUACCAAUAUAGAGCCGGAAUUAAAGAUGAUAUUUACUCAAGCUGGUAUAACACAAGAUCACCUGAAGGACAAGAGAACGUCAAAAAAGAUUUUUGAAACAAUUGAGAAUCAAGGGGGAAUCCAAACUGUUUUAAAAGAGACAAAAGAAUCACGUGGAUUAGAAUGUAAUGAAGACCUUCCUUCCGUAGUCCUAGCUCAAUUACCCUGCAUGUCUCCUUCCAAAAAGACAUCCCACCAUAAUUUGAUCCAAAGCUUGAAGGAAGAGCAUCUGAAAAGGGCACACAGUGACUAUCACCUAACUCCGGUCAGUCAAGAAGAUCUAAUUUGUCAGAUCAAAAAAGGAACACCGGAAUUAAAACCGGUGGCUGAAAAUCAACUUUCCAAAGAUGAAGGAAUAGUAGCAGCACUUAAGGAUGUAAUUCAGAAGAGGCACACAGCAAUACCUGCUUCAGGUAAUGAAGAGUUUCAAUCUGACUUGGAGUAUGAAGAUGAAUGGGAUGACUAAAAUAGUGCUGUCAGAAGCAGCACUACUUGAUCUUUCUAUAUUGCAUUUAUAACUUGACUUUUUAACAUGCUAAUAAAAUGUUUUCCUAUUUUUCCAG
Messenger RNA from Pantherophis guttatus, 1035 nucleotides. RefSeq lists its product as uncharacterized. Lineage: Eukaryota; Metazoa; Chordata; Lepidosauria; Squamata; Colubridae. The record is from RefSeq and is a predicted model, not a curated record. Gene Ontology annotation, biological process: actin filament organization.